Messenger RNA from Helicoverpa armigera (cotton bollworm), 916 nucleotides. RefSeq lists its product as uncharacterized. The coding region runs from base 144 to 794 and encodes 216 amino acids. The transcript has 4 exons. NCBI's taxonomy places the organism in Eukaryota, Metazoa, Arthropoda, Insecta, Lepidoptera, Noctuidae. The record is from RefSeq and is a predicted model, not a curated record.
CAAAGACUACAGACCAAAUAAAAAGCUGUGACAAGAUGAAUCUUCAAAACUUUCAAACGAGUUAUCAAAAUUUCCAAUGAAUGUGUUGGGCCAAAAUUUUCGUUUUAUGUAGAUAUCCAAAUAGUACAGUAUUGUAGCGUCCAAUGGAAACUGAGACUGCGGCAGAUCCACCUCCUAAGUCCAAAAAACCCUACGAAGAAAUAAGUGCUGUUUUCAAUGGCAAUGAGGUAAAAAUACGGGUCCCUAAGAGUACAUCGAAGCCACCGAAGCUGACUCCUUCGCAGCUGAAACUCCAGCAGAGCUGUACUUGUGAUGAGUCAGGGUCGGUGUGCUCAGAAACUUGCGGCAUAGCAUGUGGCGAAGCGCAGUGCCCUGCCAAUAGACUGGACUUUCAGAUUCCGGACGACAUAUGCGAGUCACUGACACACAGAACAGCUCUGAACUCAGAGCUGGUCUACUCGAAGACCCAGGGUAACGAGACCAUGUGCAACGUAUGUAAUGUUACCCCGAAAGACGCCCCCAAAGGUGUGCAAGCGCAGAAGGUUCUUCACCCAGACAAAGACGUUUUCAUACUCAAAAUUGGGAAGCAAACUGAUGAACCGAAUAGGACUGGAAAUAUAGAGGUGGAGUUAGUGACCCCUCGAGCUCCUUCCAAAGCACUGCCAGCCACUCACAACUGCAUGCAGAUCCAAUGUGAAGAGGAAGACAUUCCCUGCUGUCUUCCCUGCAGAACUUGCCGAGCCAUCACCCCAAAGAAAAGAAAAAUUAAAAGGUCCAGAUGUUGCCCUUACUAACCCAACCAGUUCGAAGGUCAACAAACACCUUUACAAACUUUUUUAUCCAACUUUAUAUUUCAUACGAAACUAUAUCAAAAUAAUUCCAACUAAAAAGAAUCAAAUAUAUUAUAUUUAUCAGU